Lottia gigantea (owl limpet) is the source of this 467-nucleotide messenger RNA. RefSeq lists its product as hypothetical. The record is from RefSeq and is a predicted model, not a curated record. The transcript is spliced from 3 exons. Gene Ontology annotation, biological process: negative regulation of protein neddylation. Bases 100 to 279 code for a protein of 59 amino acids. NCBI's taxonomy places the organism in Eukaryota, Metazoa, Mollusca, Gastropoda, Lottiidae.
CGAAAUAUCUCGCAUCCGGAAACUUCCGGUUCGAGAGAUAACUCUGUUUGGUUUCAGGAAGGAAAAUAAAAAUAUUGAGAAGGAAAAGGACUUGAAACAAUGAAGCCUGCAAUUGUUGCCGAUGAGAUGUUCCCCGAGGGUGCUGGUCCUUAUAUGGACAUAGAAGAGGCUGGUGGUUCUAGUGCUCUAUUAAUGGACUUGGCUGCUAAUGAAAAAUCUGUCCAUUCUGAUUUCUUUAAUGAUUUUGAAGACCUGUUUGAUGAUGAAGAUUUAAAUUGAGGUGUAGUAAUAAGUAGAAGCUAUGUAUAUAUAUUUUAAGAAGGGUGAAAACUCUGAAAGAUGCCAUGAAAAACUCUUUAAAUCAAGGGACAUAACUCUUCAGGGACUGUACAUUAUAUUAACUGUAUGUAACUGUGUCCUAGCUAGAUUUUUGUAAUAAAUAAUGUUAAUAAAUGUGGUUUUUAAUA